AUGAUGAAAUGCCGUCCACGCGCCUCCAUCACCACCCAGAUCGCCGUGCAUUGGUACCCCAAAUUCAAGGAAGGCUUCACCACCCAGCACCUACUGAGCGAAGGCCUCAUGCGGGAGGCGAUCGCCGAGUACCAAGCCCUGCAGUCCGCGGCCGGCUACCGCCUGCCAGUCCGGGUGACGGAGGCGAACUCCAUGUUCCACUGCGGACUGCCGGGCAUGAGCAACGCGUUCGCGGCGGCGCUCUGGACUGCGGACUUCGCGUUUGAGAUGGCGGCGUCAGGCGCCCCUGGCGUGCAUCUUCAUUGGGGCAUUGCAGGCAGCCCCCCGGGCGGCCAGCAGCAGGGCGCCAAGGGCCGCGCCUUCUGGCCGUGCUAUAACAUGGCUGUGGAGACGCGCUAUCGCAAAGGGGCGGACGGGGAAAGGGAGACAUAUCCAGAGGCCAAGGCGCCGUGGGCCGGCUACCUCCUCUUCGCCCGCGCGACCGCGGACGGCCCCGCGUUCCUCGCGCCCGUCUCCGCCGCCGAGGCCGGCGCCGGCUGCGACAAAGUGAAGCUCUGGGCCCUCGCGGCCCCCGGGGACGCGCCCGCGGGCGCGCCCGCGGACCAGAUGCGGGCCGUCCUCUUAAACAAGGGCCCCGCGGGCGGCGCCUGCAAGGUGCGCCUGCGGCUCGCGGCGGGCGGCGGCGCGGACGCGGCGUACGGGGACGCGGCGCUGCAGUUCCUGCUGCCGCGCGGCGGCGCCGCCGGCCGCGCGGGCGCGGACGCGUUGGCGGCGCUGGCGGAGGGCUCGGGGUUCUGCGGGCGGGGCGGCUGCCCGGCCGCGGCCAGGGCGGCGGCGGGACCGCAGGGGCUGUCGGCGCAGGGCGCGGCGACGAUGGGCGGGCAGUCCAUAGGUUCGGAUGGGGAGAUGCAGCCAUCGGACCCUGGGGUGUUCCAGCAGCAGCAGCAGCAGCAGCAGCAGCAGCAGCAGCAGCAGCAGCAGCAGCAGCAGCAGCAGCAGCAGCAGCAGCAGCAGCAGCAGCAGCGUGGUGACAACCAGCAGGUGCAAGAGGGGCCCGGGGCAGCGCGGCCAGGCGCUGCCAUCGGCGCGUUCAAGGUGGAGGACGCGGAGGGCAAUGAAAGGGCCCAAGGUGCAGGCGCAGAAGAGGAGGCUCACGUGCCUACACCUCAACGUGGGCAAGAGGGUUCGCAGCCGCUGCCGAAGCAGCGGCAGAAGCAGCGGCAGAAGCAGCAGCAGAAGCAGCAGCAGCAGCAGCAGCAGCAGCAGCAGCAGCAGCAGCAGCUGCGACGGCAGCAGCAGCAGCAGCAGCAGCAGCGGCAGCGGCAGCGGCAGCAGCAGCAGCAGGGGCGGCGGCAGCUGCGACAGCAGCAGCACGUCCGGGAGGAAGUUGAAGGGGAGCAAGCAGCUGUGUUUGAGUUUGCCGUCGGCUCUGAAACCAAGGUCAUCGGCAGCCAGGACAAAAUUCAAUCAGGCGCUGAGCUUGAGGAAGCCGAGCAUCCAACUCAGUGGGGGCAGCAGGCCGCGAAGCAGAAGCUCGUGACGGAGGAGGAGGCAUGGUUGCCGUCGCCACUACCGCUGGCGGGCCGGCAGGAUGAGGGGCCGGCGGUAAGGCCAACAGCUGGGGACGCCGGCAGAGGCGGAGCGCAGCAGCCGGCCGUUGCUGUGGCCGGGCCGGGCGUGGCCGGCAACGGUGGCGGUGACGCCGCUGGUGCAGCAGUGUCUGCGGGGCUGAUCGCUCUGGCCCUGCGCGACAUCGCGGCACCACUCACCACGGCCCCGGACGCCCUUGCCGAGGCCGCAACCUCGGCAUUUUUCGAGGUUGAGCGCGCUGCCGAGGCGCUGGGCCUGCCCGCCCCGCGCGUGGACGAGGUUUGCUGUGCGGUCGAGGGUGAGGCGAGGCGAGGUGCGGCUGGCUGCCACGCUUUUUUGGGGAUGACGUACCGGCGGCUGCGGCGAGCCUGCAACGCGGGCAACGCGGCGGCGGCUCAUGCAUGGAUGGACGAGAUCGUGGCGCGCGGCGCUGUGGGGCAGUGA
Monoraphidium neglectum is the source of this 2034-nucleotide messenger RNA. RefSeq lists its product as hypothetical. The record is from RefSeq and is a predicted model, not a curated record. Gene Ontology annotation, biological process: positive regulation of transcription by RNA polymerase II. NCBI's taxonomy places the organism in Eukaryota, Viridiplantae, Chlorophyta, Chlorophyceae, Sphaeropleales, Selenastraceae. Gene Ontology annotation, molecular function: transcription coactivator activity. Bases 1 to 2034 code for a protein of 677 amino acids. Gene Ontology annotation, cellular component: nucleus. The transcript is spliced from 5 exons.